UCACAUGACCUGGGUAGACGUCAAGCCUGUGGUCACGUGACCGGAAGUAUGUGAAGCAGUCGAAUGUGAGUAUUUUGAAUAAUAAACUAAUUUAGCUCGUAAUACAUGUUUUCACUGUCAUAGGUGCAACUGUUCAAUUUUCAUGCCGUAAUGGCACAUUCAUUUCUAAAUUAUGCUGAAUAUUUAUGCUGAAGAGAGGAUAUUUCACAAAUGCCACCUCACAUUUUUAGCUAGCUAGCAGCAUUAACCUCCAUGGCUCUCAGUCCCGAGAGGCUAACGUUAGCUACUAUCAAAACAAUCAAUACAUCUGGCUAUCUAGUGGCGCGAGAAGCAGACCACUAACAGUCAAAUACAAUGGACGACUCUGAUCAAGACUUCGUGGACCUCUGCUCUAAGUUGCUCAAACGAGUCCGCAGAAAAGCAGGCGUAACCGAGAAGAGAAGUGUUGCAGAGCCCUCGUCCCAGGACACUGCGAAAGACAUACCCACCAAAAGGGUGACGACUAGGAGGAAGAAGAAAGAUGUUGGCCCAAGUUCAAAGGAAGCUUUGGGUAACAACUCUGAACACGUUUCCUCCAUCUCUACCACUUGUGAUGAACCAAACCGACUUCCCUCCAAUACAGACAAAUCUAAACAAGCAGUGGUCAAUGGAGGUAUUGAACUUGGUGUAGGAGAGAAUGGGUCAUCAGUGGCUGUGGAUGUUGCUGGGUCUCAACCUGAGGAUAGGGGAAUUGGGGUGAAGGAGAAAGUGCUACACAGGAUGCAGCAGUUCAAGAGAGUCAAUCCACAGAAGCUGGUGCAUGGUGAGAGGAAUCCGCCUGCAGCAACAGGGAGUGAAAGUGACAGUGCUGCUCCCCAUCCACUGCCAGAUAAUGAAGUUCCAUCCUCCUCCGCGUCCACUCCCCUACCACUGGACCCCCAUGUGGAUGACUCGGAUGAGGCCCUGGCCCUGCGUCUACAGGAGGAGCUGGACAGGGAGGCCCAGGCUGUGGCCCAGGGUAGUGCAGUGGACCUGGAGCAGGGAGGCCUGUUCUUCUGUCAGCUCUGCCAGAAAGACCUGUCUGCCAUGAGCCCCACAGGACGCACCCAACACAUCAACAGGUGUCUAGACGAGAGUGAGGACAGUGCUGCCCCCGCCCCUCCUCCCGCUCCCAGCGUCCCGGAAUGCCCCAUCUGUGGUAAACGGUUCAAGUCCCAGAAGAGUCGCGCGGCCCACCUGAAGCGUUGCUCCUCCACGAUGGGCGUGGCUCCUGCCGUGCUGCUGCAGGCUGUACAGAGACAAGUUGCUGAGGGCCUGACUGACAGCACCGCCAACCAACCUCCGCAGGCCGGAGGUUCCAAGCGUAAAGGCUCCACAGACCCCAGCCUCCCGGGCAGGAAGAAGCCCAGAAAGAAGCCCCGUGGCCUGGACGAAGACACCAUGGUGGCCAUGGCCCUGUCCCACUCCCUCCUGGAGCAGGAGAAAGAGAUGGAGCGGGAGAUGCAGAGAGAGUUACAGAGGGAGAUGGAGAGAGAAGGUGGUCAGCAGCUCCCAGCCCUCCUCCCUCACAUUUCUCUGUCACCAUUGAAGUGGAGAGCUGAACCAAGUAAGGGGCGUGGCAAGAGGAAAAAGGGUGCACCCCCUCGCCCCCCUCCCCUCCUCCUGGUCCAGGACUCGGAGACAGCCCUGAGGCGACUACAGGAGCGCGUGGCUGGCCUCCUCCUCCGUACCCGUGCCCCCUCGCCGCCCACCCCCACACGCUGCCCCAGCUCCCUGCCCUCCUGCAGCACUGGUGCUGGUCCCCUCUGGCAGAAGAGUGCGUUGCGGGAUGGAGGGCCGAAGGUCAUCUCUGAGUUCUACACCCCAGAGCUCAGAGCGUUUAUACAGCCUUGGGUGUCUCUAAAGACGGAUAUGGUCUGUCCUACCAAGGCCAUGCCUGUAUCCUCCACCAACCUUUCCAUAACAGAAGGCAUCUCUAUGACCAAGCAACCUAUCCCCUCCUCCCAACAACCAGUCUCCUCCACCCAGGCAGCCCCCUCUUCGCUCCCUUCCACCCCAGGGACAGGGCACCUUCCAGUGGGCAGCCAGACUCUGUGUGACCUGAUGGAGCUGGCUGAUGAGGGAAUGACCCUCACACAGUGGGGCUAUUCUACCCCAGGACCUGCCAGAGACAAAGAGAACACUGCUACAGACUUCCACCUAAGUGGCUGUGUUCCUGAGAGCACAGACGAACCCCCUGACCUGUGUCUCAGUGGCUUCAUCCCAGAGAGCAUUAGAAACACUGAAAGCCAUCAACUGAGAUCUGUUCCUCAAAGCAGAGAUACCAACAGGAGCAACCAGAAAUCAGUGGCACUGUCCAGACUGGCCUCAGACCUGACCAGUAUGGUGAACAACCCCCAGUUCAGUGAUGUCCAGCUACAGGUGGACAGUGGGGAGGUGUACUUCACCCAUUCAUUCAUGCUGUAUGCUCGAUGCCCCCUGCUGGCGCAGAUGGUCCAUGACAGUGGAUUCGGGGUGCAGGAGGACUGCAUGCCCUCAGCCCAGAGGGUGUUGUUGGGUGAGGUACCAGGCCAGGCAGUGUAUACCCUGCUCCAGUACCUCUACACAGCCCACUGUCCCCUCACACGCACCCUGCUGCCACACGUUCAGGAGCUAGCAGCCAGGUUCAACCUGGAGGAGCUGCAGCAGCUGUGCCAGCUCUACCCAGCUCAGACAGACAUCCACAGAGGUGUAGAGGGACAGGGGGAUCAGUGGGGAGACUACCCAGACCAGGAGCACCAAUCUGGGGGAGAGGAGGAGCACCAAGACCAGGUCUUCAUGGAGCUCCUCCACUCCAUGUGGAAUGAAGAAGAGGUUGAGGAAGAUGAGGACAGUGGAGAGGAAGGAGGGAUUGCAAUGGAGGAGGGGCGAGGGGAUGGCGUGACGAUAGAAGACGGAGAGACAAAUGAAGAAAGGGUGAACGAAGAAGAGAUGGAGGAGAUAUAUGAGUUUGCUGCCACUCAGAGAAAGAGGGAUGAAGGGAAAGAGAGCGAAAAGGAAGAAUCAGAAGGAGAGGAGGAGGGAGGAGUGACAUUUUUCACAGAGACAGAAGAAGAGCAGGAGGCUCCAAUCCAAUAUCACUCAUUGGCUGAACACUCAGAUAAGGGUGAAUUAACAUGCAUGACAUCCCCUCAAACAAAACCUCCCAGUUUAGAGGCAGACAUAGCUAUUGGUGACAUUGACACAGACCGGGGGAAUCCAAAUAGGAUAAAAACUGAUCUCAACAAAUCAGAAGGUAGAGAUCCAGAAUGUUCUAGAACAGCCACCAUGGAGUCAGACAGAACUAAACAAUUUGAAUCAAACGUCACAAGCUCAAGAAGUGUUGGAGAGGUAUCAACGACAAAAAGCCUCCAUGACGAUCAAGAACUAAAUGCUAGUCUGGACCGUAGCUACAGCCGCCUCUUCUCUGACUCUUGGGGGGUCUAUGAGACGCAGGAGGAGCCCCACACCUCCCCACCAACACAACCAUCCUGCCACUCCCAACCCCCCAGGGCUAUCCAGAAACCCUUCUGCUCCCAGCCCCCCAGGACCAUGGUAGUGGGACAGCCGGAACUCACCUCCCCACCAUCCUCCCGCUCCCAGCCCACAAGGCUGAGGGUCGAUGGGGGUACGAGACAGACAGCGAUCCCUACCCUCCAGUACUCAGCCAUUGAAAUCAUUGACCUCUCCAUCAGUCCUCCUCUGGUCCCUGGUGUAGCCGCACUACCUGUCCCUGGUUUGUCCCCAGGGGAAGUGACUGACACCGGGGCACGAGUUAGGACGGAGGGAGUGGUGGGAGGAGGGAAAGUUCCUGUGUGUAAGGAGUUACUCCAAGAGAAGGUACCGUCUAGUCCAGAUGACUUAAAGAGAGAGAGUCAUGGUCCGUAUAGUAUUUCUCUACCCGUCUCUCCUCCUCACAGUACCAAAGAAGAACCUGAGCUUAUAGUUCUGUCUGACUCUAGUGAAGAGAUGGAGGUAGGGGAUCUAGCACCUACCAGCCCCUCUCCACCGCCCCCUCCUCGUCUCUCCCAGAACCACCAAGGCUACACCCCAAUCACAACUCAAUCCACCACAGAAUCCAAGAAAUCCAGCUCGAAGGAGAAAGAGACUAUUGGUGGUUCUGUGAGGGUUCCUUCUGUCUCACCUUCAGAUCAAGACCUAGAUCCAGAUCCUCCUAGUUAUAAACCAGGUUCUAAUGCUGGUUCUACUAGUCUCGUGGACUGUUCUGCAGAGAUGUCUUGGUUCAUCCCGGCCACUCCGCCCCUGCCGUCCAGGAGGACCAGCUCUAGCUCUACCCAGACCUUUAGUAGCAUGCAUCGCACUCAGCUCUUUCCUAAGGCCAACUCUUCUUCCUCCUCUUCUGCAGCGUCAGUUUUCUCCUCUCCCACCCUCCCUUUCAGGCCUAGCCGCCAGACCUCCAACCCACACAGGGUUUCUACACAUUCUGCCCAGACAGAGUCCUCUAUUUCUAGGCAGAAAUCAGACAGCAGAGGGCUUCGUGACGACCGCUCUUCCCAGAAAUACAACAGUGGUUCAGUCGGAUCUGACCGUGCUGCCCGCUCCCCAGUCCCCUCCAAAUCCCAACCAAAACGCUCCUGCUUUCCCCGCCUGACCCCCUCUCUCUCCGUCAUCCCCCCACCAGACCCCUCCACCAAGGGUACCCCUCUCCACAACAUCCCCCAGCCAUACAGCUCCACUCCCCUUUAUUCAGAUCUACCCAAGCCCUCUGCUCCGUCUCUGGCCUUCCCUCUUCUGAGCGACGGGGAGGGGGACAACGGAACCAGGCAGAGAGGGAGGGGGCUGGGGAUCUCUGGGAGCCCAUGGAAGAGAGGGGGACUGGCUUCUCUGGGCCUGAGAGAGGAAUCGGAUGAGAUGAUGAAAAUGGAGGAACUGGAAAGGAGUGUAGUGAAAGAAGAAGAGCAGGAGGAAGAGAUGGGAGAAGACAUGGAGAGGUCCAGUAACAGCUUUCAACGGAGCUUCCUCGGGAUGGACGAGCCGCCCAUGGCCUUCGAUGACUCCUGGGGCCUAAACGCAGGAGGAGGGGACACGGACGGAGAACGAUCCCAGGCAGUGUGCUUCAGUCUGAGGCUAGAGAGCAGCGGCGGUGGGGCUAGUCCUCCAAGACAGGGCCGGAGAGAUGGAGAGAUUGCAGGACCAUCCUCUACUUUUACCCCCUCUCCUCUUCCUAAAGCCUACACCACCCACUCUUACUCCACCCCCUCUCCACCUCCACCCAACACCACUACACCCCAGGCCAACCCAGAGAUCAACGCUAACGUCCUGGACGCUGAGAUCUGGGACGACUGGGGGGAGGAAGAGGAUGAGGCUCUUCCUCUCUCUCAGAGGGUGAAUCCUGUGGCUCUGGCUCAGAGAGUGGCCCAGCUCAAGACUCCAGUGGCCCCCCGUAGGAAAGGCCAGCAGGGCCCCCUGGUCCCCAUCACCCCCAUGCCCAGCUACUCUGACAUGGACACACCUGACCUCAAGAACAAGCUCAACCGAUUCGGUGUGCGUCCCUUACCCAAGCGCCAGAUGAUCCUGAAGCUCAAGGAGAUCCACCAGUACACCCACCAGGUCGUCAGCUCAGAGUCCGAGGACGAGGCACCUUCCCUGGGUCGCCCCAGAGCUGUCGGGCCCCCACCCACCACCUCCUCCAUGGAGCCCACCAGAAAGCCAGUGUCCUGUGCCCAGACUGGGGGGUUUAAAGAGCCUAGUGGAAGAGCAGCACCUACCAUCUCCCUGGUGAAACUGCCUGGUGGGGAGGACAUGGAGCCUCUCUCUGCCUCUCAGGGAUCCAAUACGUCCUCCACAGCACCCAGUGAAGACUCUGAGAGGUCUAAUCCAGAGCAGUGCCUAUCUGACCACUCGGAUAACGAAGACAUUACUGCCUCGCAGUCUGCCUCCAAGCUCCAGGACAACCUUGUCGCUGUCCGUCGUUUCAUCCAGUCAGACCCUGACCUCUACAGGCAGAUUCUCCUCUACCAGCCCCUGGUCCUGUCAGACUUUCAGGACAGACUCAAGGCCGCAGGUAUCCGGCUGGGGGGCACCAAGCUACUAGACUACCUGGAUUCGCAGUGCAUUACGUUUACCACAGCCAAGCCUCGACUGAGAGGAGGAAGAAAGAGAAAAGUGAAGGGGGCGACCAGGGCUGGAGGGAGGGGAAGGAGAGGGAGAGGGGCAGCUAAAACAGCAGAUUGAAGUUACCUUUGAGGGGAUGCAGUGGAGGCAAAGGUGGAUUUUGAAAGGAUUUGCUGGAAAUAAUUGAGUCUAAACUAAAUCAGUGGCAAUUAAGGCUGUAACGUGUUACUACCAUUCUGAGUUCUAGUUGGAUGUUGAACUGUUUCCUGUUUAUAUUGGUUGGAUGUUGGACUUCUAUAAUUAAGUAAUGUUUGUUCUCUUCCUAGUGUCAAGUCCUAUCUUUACAGCAUGCUAUACUAGUCUGGAUUAAGCCGUUUUCACUGGGUUAUUGAACUAUGCUGUCCACAAGCCAAAAUAGUUAACAUUCAAAACCCCUGGAUUACCCGGGAAUAACUCCAGCACAAAGCAAAAUCGUGAAAAAUAUUUUACUGUUUUUGUUUUUCUCCAAAGACCAGCCAUGAAAUAGACUUCAUUCAAUCUGAGCACAACUCAUGUUGGGGCAGGGAGGUACUUGUUAAAAAGAAAACACAAGCAGAAGAAAAAAUCACAGAUACUCUUCAUUGAUUAGCCAAUCAGGAACAGGCAUUUUCCUUGGAGGUGGAGAGUUCAGUCUAAAAGGUCAAAGUUCGUAGCUUCAGGACCAUUCAGGGGUACAGCAAUGUGUGCGUGUCACACACUCCUAGCACGGUGCAGAUAUCAGUAUUCCUUUGAACCCAAAAUACUGGGUCCAAAAUACAGGAAGCCCACUAAACUGUAGCUUCAGAACCAGAAUGUCCUCUCUCCACCCCUCCUGCACCUCUUCUUCUGAUCACAGCUUGGCCCAUGUGGCUUCCACGCCAGUUAGCACCUCCUGUCCCUUCUCCUUCUCUUCCUGUCACGACAGGUUAGCGAUGUUGGCCAGGAAGCGCUGGGCCCACCACUCCUCCAGGUCUAUAGGCACAAAGUCUGUAAGGAGACAGGGAAUAGGUGCAAAUGAGAAAACAUUACUAUUAUGGUACCUCUGUCUGAAUCUCACAAGUCUACACAUCCUGAGCACAAGUCUACAUGGAGAGAAGGAGAGGCAAUAGUGAAGGAAACGGUAUUGGUGAGAUUUUUGCUUAUUGAGAUAUUACAUUUGUGCUUCAAACGCUUCACUCUUUCUCUCUGUAACCUCAAACACUACAGUACUGUCCAUCUACUGUUAAGUAACUGUCCAAUGACCUACAGAGUGAACAGGACUGGACAGGUUGUGUGAAAUCAGCAACCAGGAGGAGUGCCAGUUUAUCCAAGGUGAGAGACUGAUAGUUGUUCAGGGAGUUAAACAUUAAAACAAAAACUUGCCUUAUGACCUCUCUAUCUAGCUGCAGAUAAGAUGGAGCCAAGAAUUGCUUAGCCUGCUGUGUUUCUUGAGACAGACGUUUAUAGGGCUAGACAGAAAUACACCAAAAUAGAGGGUUAAGACCAUGAGUUGGCGUGCUGAUCUAGGAUCAGUUUGUCUUUCAGAUCAUAAUAAGAUCGUAUGGACAGGGGACCUGAUCCUAGAUCAGCACUCUUACUGAGGCUUUAUGAAUACAGGUCCUGGGCAUCACAUAAUUGGAUGUAAUGAGAUAGGAAGUGGAGGUAGACUUUAGUGUACAGCCUCUCCCAUAUGUUGCACAUCUUCAGUAGAGCAAGAUGGAGGCCGAUUAAACAACAAUGGCGGCUAGUGAAUAAGGCCUAUAGAUACUCACUCUUCGUUGUGGUACUGGGGGUCUUCUCUGCGUACUGCACGGGCCCCUGGGCACAUACAGCAGCAGGCUCCACACUGCCUUCUCCAUCUCCUGCCAGCUGCUGCUCUAUUUCCUGCCAUGCUGCAGAGCGGAGAGAAUAUACAGAGGCAUUAAUACACACACUAACUGAAGAUACGCGUUACAGCAAAUAACUUUUCCCAUGUGUGUUCCUAGGUAGUUGUAUAAUACACGCAGCCUAUGACUACAUAAAACCAACUGGGCAUGAUGCGGGAAAAUGUUUUGGGUGCUUUUUAAAAAUCCAUCUAUUGCGAUAUAGUAUCAUGGGGUGCUGCAGUACCCGUCACACCACAACUUCCCGCGGCUCUGAAGCUGGUGGUUCGUUGUUUUCCUCUUAUAUAAAAUGACCAAUGGAAGUGUUUUUAUUUUAAAUAAACUAUCCCUCUAGAGGUAUAACCUUGCUUGUGCUCCAAAUUCAAAUGAAACAGCCAACCAUGUGUCCUCGAGUGGACCAGGACAGAACUACAGUACAUUGCAUCAGCCACACUACUAGGAGUUGAGAUAAGACUGGAGGUUGUGUGUUUCACUGAGUUAUAACUCACCCCUUACACUUUCAAAUACACUGUGUUGACUGUACAUUUCUGUGAAAAGCAUUUGAAUGUAAAAUGUACAAAAAUAAACAAAGCUCACUGUUUUAUAGGAA
Messenger RNA from Salvelinus fontinalis (brook trout), 8541 nucleotides. RefSeq names its product SLX4 structure-specific endonuclease subunit homolog (S. cerevisiae) (gene slx4). The transcript has 13 exons. The record is from RefSeq and is a predicted model, not a curated record. Gene Ontology annotation, molecular function: enzyme binding. Bases 355 to 6192 code for a protein of 1945 amino acids. Gene Ontology annotation, cellular component: nucleus; Slx1-Slx4 complex. NCBI's taxonomy places the organism in Eukaryota, Metazoa, Chordata, Actinopteri, Salmoniformes, Salmonidae. Gene Ontology annotation, biological process: interstrand cross-link repair; DNA replication; meiotic DNA double-strand break processing.